UUUGAAAGGGCAUAGUCUACGAUCUGUGAUUGAUCUAGCUAUGAUAGCAUCAGUACUACUGGUGGCGGUUGAGUGGAGCUGUGAGGCGUGUGUGAUUACAGGGCAGUGGUUCUCCGUUUCGUUACACAGGACGGUGGAGCAGCACCAUAGCCCCGAGUCUCCUCCUUGGUUCGGCCCAACGUUAACCUUGACCGGUCUGACCCCUACCUGGGGCCCUCACCGACCAAUUCGGGUUCCUCGUUCUUGUGCCGCUGAGCAGAAAUCGCAUAUUCCCACGUAUCGCAGUCAUGACUUUGCGGGACGCGCUCCUAGCAGGCCUCAACAGCCUACCAGGAACUCGUGAGUUCCAUCUUCAUGUCUUGGUCUCAUCACCCAGAAAGCACGGCAACCUUUUCCCGUUUGCGAAUCCGCGACCAAGGUCGUACUUGCAAGACAUUUUGAUUCUGCUUUCCGAGCAAACCACACCAGACUCUUCUCCCGUGUUCGUCUCUGCAAUCGAAGCAUGCGUGUAUAACAUCCCUACGACGUCCUGUGCGAUAUUGUAUGUCUCAAAAGUGGACUCUACCGGACAAGCAACUGCACCAUCUCCCACCCCAGCUCUUGUUCGUGCACUCCUGCUGUUCUACGCAGACCCUGCCACGCGUCCCAUCUCCGCCAACCAUCUAUGGAUUCACGUCUUUGCGAGAGCACAGAAUCAAUAUCUAUUUCCAAACUCUUCAGAAUACCCGAACAAGCGCCCCCUAAGCGACAUCAAGCUCUGUGCUUGGUGGAAACGCCAAUUCAGCACUGUCGUAGGCGAGUUAGCGACUCGCGUGGGAGAUAUAUGCCGCACCAAACUGUAUUAUAUCUUACCCGGUCUCAGCGAGUUUGAAGCUCAUCACUCGUUGGAGCGGGUAUACCCAUCGACUGGUUCGUGCAGUUGGACAUACGGUCACCCUUAUUCGCAGGACGAAAUCCCCCUACCGUGUCCUUGUCCUUCGGGAGGCGAUUCGCCUCGUCAUCUUGGGCAAUGUAUACCAUCAUUUGAUGAUGACCCUAAAUCUCGAUUUAUCGAUGAGAUUGCGUACACGACGGAUGCGGAUGGGGUGAGGUCCCCAGAGCGAAAACGCGCAAGAGCGGAUACGUUAAAGACGCACGAAGAAGACAUAUCGUCAGCCGACGCUUCAGAAAAGAAGGAAGGUCGGAGUAAAAAAGAGGACCAGACGCUUAAAGAAGUCAAGAAGGUGUCUGUGGAAGAAUUCUGGGAGCGGAUGUCGUUCCGACAGGAAUGUAUUGCAGGGGCGGUCACCGGGUUUUUCGUGAUUGCUGUCUCUAGUACCGCCAGGCCGGCCUCGACACUCACUACGAGUGAAGUGUCACCACUUGCACCCCAAGCAGGGCAGGUUUCGUCGCAGAUGAACAAACGUGUGUUGACGUCAUUAUUGACUGCUCACGAAUUUCCAUCUGUGGAAAAGGCGGUGUGGUCGACUAAAGUGAUUGAAGAUACCAUACGAGGGUUGUGCGAUGGACUCAAGUCGAAUCCUCUUCCGCUUGUCAUAGCAGACAGAUCGGGGCGACAAACGCCUGAGCCUGAGCCUAUUCGGAGCACUCUAGCACCUCCACAGACGCCCCCACCUCGUCUUGUGAAUGGAAAGAGACCGAUCGUUGACAUAUCUCCCAAUCCAUUUCCGGAACCAGUUGCUUCUCUGGAAACAUACCACUCGUACAUAUAUGGUACGAUUGCGGUCAAAAAUCGCCCACCGCCGACAAAGGAAGACGGGGAAGCCACAAGCGCUGGUAACGGCAGACCUCCAAUAAUCACGGUGUUGACGGCGAGGAAGAAGCGGACGAAAUCAUAAAGAGAUGCGCGGUGAAUAACGUCUAUCAGAUUUGAAAUUGGCUUCUGGGAGGCUACCGCGUUUACGUCGCUUGGAUUUUGAGGUUUCACUGGCUUGUAAGAGGAUGUAGUUGAGCGUCGCGGGU
Suillus fuscotomentosus is the source of this 1962-nucleotide messenger RNA. Its product is annotated as DUF1714 domain-containing protein. Gene Ontology annotation, molecular function: histone H3K56 acetyltransferase activity. Gene Ontology annotation, biological process: DNA damage response. Lineage: Eukaryota; Fungi; Basidiomycota; Agaricomycetes; Boletales; Suillaceae. The transcript has a single exon. Gene Ontology annotation, cellular component: nucleus. Bases 288 to 1838 code for a protein of 516 amino acids. The record is from RefSeq and is a predicted model, not a curated record.